This is a messenger RNA of Lineus longissimus, 2462 nucleotides long. RefSeq lists its product as uncharacterized. Lineage: Eukaryota; Metazoa; Nemertea; Pilidiophora; Heteronemertea; Lineidae. The transcript has 7 exons. The record is from RefSeq and is a predicted model, not a curated record. The coding region runs from base 144 to 1307 and encodes 387 amino acids.
UAGAGUCGUAUAUAAACCGAUAAUUCUAAUGAAAUUCUUCAAUCGUACACAAUCGCUUUGUACAUCAGACGGAAGGGAAAACCACCUCUGGCCUUCCUAAAUCGCCUUCCAUAGGAUUGGACCCUCGAAAGCAAACGACCCUUAUGUCUGCCCCAGAAGGCCUCAACGAGAGCGGUUAUUACUCCAUGAACUCGACUGAGGAGUCGUCGUUGGAGAUUGAGGUUAUCCCUGCGCCAAAGGAGAACAUUGCCGGGCACUUUGGCCCCCAGUUGAUCCAAGGGGGGGAUCGUGGCUCUUAUUGGGGAGCGAGUAUCAGAAGCUGCCAACUUCUUGUGCCGGACCCGAAUCACCAGUUUCAUCCAGUUGAGCCAUUUUUCUUCUACCAUGUUAUAACCAAUGUCAUCCCCAACAGCAACAUGGAUAAACUUCAUGCAAGGAUCGGAUUCCUCUUCGAAGAAAUCUCUGGAACCCCGACUUAUGAAAUGGAUGGUAAUACGUUGGCUGAGAAGCUUGAAGAAUGUAGAGAGCGGAUGGAAAACCGGGGAUCUAGCGCUAACUUCAAAUUCCAUGAAAUUUGCGAGAAUGAGGAAGGCGUCUAUUAUUUCGUGCAAUUCAAGUCUGAUGGAACUGGAACACUUGCUGAUAUCUACGUAAGAGAAAGUCAGGGAAAAUGCGCAAAUGCUGAAACAGAUGACGAUGGCCACAUCGUCGAAUGUGUUAGGCUGCUGACGUCAGACAGAGUCGUAAUCAUGAGGCCAGCAUAUACGAAAGAUGGGCAGAGCUAUUAUAUCUUCAGCGACAAUGGAGACAGCAUCAAAGUUCGAGGUUACCUGAAGGUCGAGGAUGAAUUAAUGGGAUACAUGUUCCCAAUGUACAUCUACAACGGCAUCUACACGGGAAAAGGGAGUCAUGUGAGCAGUUUGCAAAGUGGUGACAGCGUGAACCCUUUGGUCAUCAAACUCCCGUUCAAUGAAGAGGACAACGAGAAAGUGAUUGCUGCAGAGCGAACAGUUGUCGAUAUCAGAGACGGCAAUGCCACGGAACAAAACAUAGACGAAGACCACAAGGUGAUCCACCAACCAGAUCCUGGAAUGUUCUUCCUGAAACGUGUCGAGGGUGGCUCGAUUGUUCUUCAGACGACGAAAGACAAAUCGCUGUUUCUUGGCAUUGAUGAAGAUGGUACACUUAAGACUAUCCGACCAGCUGACCACUACACAAAUGAUAGACGUCUCCACUUCAAGCGGCUUCUGCGGGCUCAGUUGAUUCAGAACCGGAUGUUGGAAAUAGUUCACGAGACGAAUGUGUGAGAGUAGAGCUGGAAAUCUCGGACUACUGGAGACAUUUUGAACUGCAACUAGAAACAUACCAAGAUACUUUUUGUAGGGCAGGGUUGAGUUCAAUUGAUAUAACGUCACUGCCUCUACCUUUGGUAAAGACUUGUGUUAAAGUGUUAAGUGUGGCCAUUGAACAGUGGAUACGUGAUAUAAUCAUACAGUUUUGGAUUCUCGGACUUGCUCGAGAUGAAUUUAUACUGCCAUCAGAAAUUGUCGCUUUAUACAGUUUGUAUAGUACCCCCAGGUAUAUGGCACGGCUUAACCCGCCGGCCAUGAGGGAAUUCCUUUAUGGCCCAGUGGUUGGCGCGUUGGCCCCAGAGUGGAAGUUAAGCAACGUUGAGCGCGGUCAACCUUUGGAUCGGUGACCGGCGAGUACAAUACAUCUGGCAGACCUUCCCACGCGAUGCGAGCUCUGGAUUUGUAGUUCGGUAAUGAGACGCAUGAAGCGCUUAGUAGGAUCGAGGACGAUCCAUCUCUGUCCGAAGGGGGGAAUGAUGUACCCCCAGGUAUAUGGCACGGCUUAGCCCGCCGGCCAUGAGGGAAUUCCUUUAUGGCCCAGUGGUUGGUGCGUUGGCCCCAGAGUGGAAGUUAAGCAACGUUGAGCGCGGUCAACCUUUGGAUCGGUGACCGGCGAGUACAAUGCACAGUUAUUGAAUGUUUCUUUGGAAUAGCAUGUCCUGCCUGUCAGGCCCCUACUUUAUUUGCCGUCUUGUCAUCCAGCUUGAGGCUAGGGUAUGACCAUUAUUAGUCAGUGUAAUAAUUCGGCAAUUUUGUGUAGCCGAGCAAUUAAAGAGGUAAUCCCUGUCUAUCAAUAAACUCACAAGGUUGUUUUUCGGGUUUAUGCAUGUUUCGCCUAUUUCUGUUUCGCCUAUUCCUGUUCCGCCUAUUCCUGUUUCGCCUAUUCCUGUUUGGCCUAUUUCCUGUUUGGCCUAUUCCUGUUUCGCCUACUUCCUGUUUCGCCUACUUUCCAGUACCCCUACAAUAAGUCGACUCUCCCACGGAGAACCUUAGGGAUGCAUGUCCAUUUUAUGGGGAAAAUGUGAGGGGACAAUUGGAUGAUGUUAACGAUGUGAUGACAAUUUGACUAAUCAAAUGCCAUCAACUUUGUUAACAAACCAUGCCAUGACC